This is a messenger RNA of Pungitius pungitius (ninespine stickleback), 5735 nucleotides long. It is a transcript of the gene ccdc30, whose product is annotated as coiled-coil domain containing 30. The transcript has 28 exons. The record is from RefSeq and is a predicted model, not a curated record. NCBI's taxonomy places the organism in Eukaryota, Metazoa, Chordata, Actinopteri, Perciformes, Gasterosteidae. Bases 965 to 4711 code for a protein of 1248 amino acids.
UUACUAUCCAACUACCUUAAACUUGGAACUUGGAAGGCUUAUGUGAAUGCCGUGAUCGCAAAUGAGUCUAUAAAGAAAUAACUUCUAAAUGUCAUUGGGGGAUUAAUGCUAAAAUCAUUACAGAAUGAAUGGCAUUAACAUGCAUUUUUCAUAUUUCCCCUCUGAUGUGUACUUUUUGCCCCUGGUGUUUGUAUCAAUUGAUUCAUAUGGAAUAUGGGUAAGAGUGAUGAAAUAUGACAUAGAGAAUUAUUCUUUUUUUUAAAUACUGCCUGGUUUACAGCCUAAGGAAGAAACCAAUUUAAAGAGUUUUAUUGCAAGUUUUAUUGCAUUGAGGUCCAAGCUUAGUGUCUGGAUCAACCCUGUCUUGGUUAAGAAUCGUUUUUCUUAGAACUUAAACCCAAUCGCAGAACAAUCAUAUACAGCAACAGUUUUUCAAGAAUUAUAUUUUUAAAGCAAAACAAACACAAAGUGUUGCUGCUUGCAACUUUCUCUGCCGAUUGGUCCCCUGCAUCAUUUACAUGGUACGGUCCGUUGUCUAGGUGAUAGCAGAAGCCAAUUCACUCCGCCACGCCUGUCCACGGCGGUUACUGGUCCACUUCGCCUUUCGAAAGGUGAGCACCACGCACGUUGCAUUCCCAGGUUCUCCGACGCGAAUGAGUUCACCUUGAAGCAGGAGCCUUCAGUCGCCACAGCGGAACCCUCACGGCGGCAAACCCGUAGGUGCCAAGCGGACACCGGAGAAAGCUACGGCUACCGCUAGCGAGCUACUAGCGUUAGCUGCGCCCAAAGGAACUCUGGAACUAACGGGAAGUUUGAAGACUUGCUGUUCUUUGCUGUAUCAUUUCAAAAGGACAUCUAUGGAAUACGACGGAGGCUAAAAAUGGUGUUUGGUAUGAGAGCGUUCACUUUUGAGGAAAAAGUUCAUCAUCCACAGAUGCUGCUUCAUCAUAGUUGAUGUCAGACCAUGGAUCAUGAAGAGGUGAGAACAGAGCUGGACCAGAUUUCCAUGCGGCUCCAGGAGGAUGGCUUGCCUCCAGAUGCCAGUGUGGAGGAGCAGCAGCGCCACCUCUGGCAGGAGCUGCUUGCCAGGGAGGCAAAGCUCCAGUCUGCCACCCAAGAGCUGCUGGCCCUGCGCACCCAGCAGGCCAGCGAAAUGAAAGAGGUGGAAAGCUAUGUUGCACAUAUUCGAGGGCUGCUGGAGCAGCGAGACUCUGUGACUUCAGAUUACGAGAGAGACAAUGAACCCUUGCGACAAGAGCUUCUCCAGAUCAGACAACAUCAAGAGAAUCAGAGCAAGGAGCUGGCGGAGAUGUUGGCUCAGGAGGACCUCGGGGAGAUCGGUUCGUACAGCCCUAGUGAGCAGGUGGCGUACUUGCUGGUGGAGAGGGCCACACUUCUGGAGAGGCUCGAUGCUGCUGAGAGGACACUGGAAACUGAGAGUCUCACCCUCAACUUUGGGGAAGUCCACAACCAGGAGCACAUUGGCCACACGAUGGGGGAAGAGCCAAGUCAGCAGAGGGAGGAUAUGCAGAAAACUCUAGAUACCCUGACGAAGCAGUGUUCAUCCCAGAGUCCAUGGAAGAAGCUCUUUGGUUUACGCAGGUCUGGUCAGAGCAAACACAAUAUUACCCCUGCCCAAGGUGAGCAGAUAUCCCAGGAGCGGAGGGAGCGCCAGCGGCUGGAGCGGGACCUUGAAGAGGCGUCUAGGAGGCUGGCGAUGGCUCAUCAGGAUAUUCGCAGACUCACCAACGAGCUGGACGCUGCCAAAUUAAACCACCUGGACCAAAGUGGAUCUGAGCUUCAAGGAGCAGUCCAAGAGGUAGAGAACUUGAGGAAGGAAGUGGACAAACUGAAACACUGUGAUAUGAUGAAGCUGCAGCGAGCCAAAGAGCAAAAUGACACACUAGACAGUGAGAACAGAGCUCUGAGGCAGAGAGUCCACACUCUGGAGUCCAAAAGGAAAAAACUCCUGGACCAGUUGGAAAUAAAUGAUGCCGACCACGGCGUUGUGACCAAGGAGGAUCAAAAGGACAAAUGCAUUAGCAGCGGACAACGAAACAAUUUGUCUGGCCCUUCCACCCAAGACAAGGAUCACAUUCAUAAACGGUGUCAUGAGGCGGUAGAAGACGGACUUGUACAGAUGAGGGAGCUGCAACGGCAACUCCGGAGGCUACGCAAGGAACUGGAUGAUCUGGAGGAGAGGAAUGAGGAGCUGGAGGCUCUGCUGGGGGAGGCCCAGAAUGCCAGCAAGUUGGAGAGACAUCGCCACGAGGGAGAACUAGAGGGACUACGUAGGAGGAUUAAUGGUCUGGAGGCCGAGUUAAAGCAGCAGGAGGUCCAUGAAAGAAUGUCAAAGAACGGCGAAGACCUCAAAACCACUGAGUCGCACAUACAGCUGCUCCUAAGAGACAGCCGCCAGGAGAGGUUGGCUCUUCUAGAGGCUCGUCUGACUGAGGAGAAAGACUGGAGGAAACAGCUGGAGGUGGACCUCAGCGCUGCCCAGGCCGCCCUCAAAAAAGACAAGGAGGCUUUGCAGAUAGGUGAGCGAGAACUGAAGAAGCUGAGACUUGAGGUCAACAGCAUUCAGACAGAAUGCCAACAAGGGAAAACACUCAUCAAGAGCCUAACCCAAGUCAAAGGGGAAAAAGCAAUUCUGGAGGAAAAGGUGGCCCAGAUGGAGCGUUCCCACACCCGACUGGAGAACGAGUUGAAGCGCUACAAAGAGAGCGACCGAACCCGGGAGGACCAGAGGGAAAACGGGCUUCAGGUUGACCAGCUGCAGGAGCAUGCUGCCCGGCUAACCGCUGAGCUCAGCCGCCUCCAGACGACACACAAUGCCUUCAGGGAGGAGAUGGUUUCCGAGCGGCUGCGGGCCACCGAGCUGCAGGCCCAGCUGAGCUCUAGUGUCCAGGAGAAGCUGACCGCUGAGGGGCAGAGAGAGAGACUGGAGCUUGAGAUACAGCACCUCAAAGAGCAGCUCAAGUGGCAUCAAGAGCAACUCUCCUCAACAAAGGAAGCACUUACCAGCAGCCAGAAGCCUGAUCAGCCCACGGCUCAUAUGGAAUCUAGGCUUAGUUUAGUGGAAAGGACAAAGGAGGAGUUGCUAGAUGAGCUUUCCUGUGUGAAGCAGGAGCGUAAUCAUCUGCAGACCAAGCUGGGGGAGGAGCGGCAGCUGGCCUUUCAGCACCAACUGGCACUGCAGGCUCAGGUCACUGAAGCCCAGGCCCACGUCAAGUCCCAGGACUCGGUGCUGAGCCAGAAGGCAGAGGAGGCUAAGCAGAUGAAGCAGGACCUACAGAGGGUCCAGAGCCUGUUUACCUCCGCAGAGCGGGAGCUGCGCUACGAGAAGGAGAAAAACAUGGACCAGAAGAGACAUAACGCCCUGCUGGACCAGGAAAAACUCAAACUUUGUGCGGACCUGAAGCAGGUCCACACCAAGCUGGCCCAGGUGGAGCAGAGCCUCCACGCUGAGGCUGCCGAGUGUGAACGCCAGCAGCAGAAGAUCAGGGAACUGGAGUUGGAACUGGCGCGCACGUCCACAAGCCGCACCACCACUAGCACCCUGCAGGAGGACCUGCAGGCCGAGAGGGUGCAGCUCAUUGCUGCUGACAAGAAGGUGUUGGAUCUGCAGCUGCAGCUUAAGAGUGCCCAGCACCAGCUGCGCAUGGAGGAAGCCCGGGCCGGGGAGAGCAGCCGUCUGGAGAGGGACAGCAGGGAUCUGUCUGACUCCUUGUCGGCUCUGAGAGCCCAGCAGCAGGAGGAGCACAUCACAAGGAAGCUGCUGGAGCAGCGUGAGGAGGAGCUGCAGCAGCAGGUGCGCGCCAUGAGACUCAAAGAGGCCUCCAUGACGAGGACUAAUGCAGAGCUCAGCCACCGUGCCCAGCAGCUGGACACCCGCCUGCCCAUCCUGGAGGCUGAGCUCUGCAAGGCCAGAGAGGAGGCAAGAGACAGCCAGAAGUCAAACCACAGACUGCAGGAGGACUUGAUGGCGAGUCAGCUGGAAUGUGACCGAUUUCAGGGGGAGCUCCAGCUUGUUCUCCUCCAACUGGACGCACACGUCAGAAAGUACAACGAAAAGCAGAGUCAGCAUAAGAUCAGGCUGCGUCAAGCCAAGCAGGUCUACCUCAGGGAGACUGCCCACAGGGAUCACAUGAUCCAGCAUCUGGAAAACGACCUGGUGAUGGCCUCUAACCUCUCUCAAAAGGAGAAGGAAACGAUCCAUACUGUGACGGAAGAAAAUGAGAAGCUUUUGGAGGAGAAAAGGGAAUUGUUGCGAAAAAUAAGUGAGGCAGAGGAAAUGGGCAGCAAAGGCAUGAGGACCGCCUCCACUGUCCAACACAGGGUCAGCGUCUUGGAAGUGGAAAACCGGCAACUUCAGGAUCAAAUCCUGAAGCUCUCCAACCAAGUCAGUUCCUUGGAGCGUGCCCUGAGGAACGUCCACUCGUUCUGCGGCCUGGAGAAUGCCAAGAAAGGGCUCCCUUCUGAUAGUCUCUGCGAUGGCUUCCUGCACACAUCCACGCUGAGUCUGGCGUCUGGUUUGUGUGAUCCACUCAACAUCCAUGACGCAAUCUGCCGCGAGAAGGUGUCCGAGCGCGCGUCUGUCUCCGCACACCAGCCGUCGGAGCAGGGCUACCUGAAUCUCACCUCGCCUUCACUUCUCCCAGACACCAAAGGCUCAAAUUUGAGCUCUUUUAACAGUGACCAGGUAUGAGAGGCGGCGGCCUAUUGCGACUUCGCCACAGCAAGCUCUCCAAGAGCGAGGAUGCGUGCUAGAAGUCGAUGGUUGUACUAAGGCAGAAGUUCAAAUAAAGGAGUGUAAGUAUCUUGAAUGGUAAAUAAUCCUUGUUUUUAGGCAGUAAUAAUGAAACGGGAGCUUCCAAUGGAGUUCUGCUCAGGGUUAUAUCUUUUUGUUUUGGUAAGCGGACUUUCAAUUAUUAUGACAAAGGACAGUGAGGUGAGAUUUGAAAUGGAAGCUAAAUACGCGGCACAUCCCUGUUUGUGUGGAUGUGCGACUGGUCGGUUGUUUGCAUCGACCAAAGACAAUCAGAAUGCUUGAAAGCCUUGUUUUAGCCUACGAGAAAGAUUAUCACAUUUUUUUAAUAAAAUGGCACAAGACAAUGUACUUCACACUAGCAGUGAAUUUCAAACAUUUCAUGAGGAAAAUUAGAGUGAGGCUAGUUUUAAAGCGAGCACUUUAUAAGUUUAACUUGUUUGACAUUUUGGGAAAAUGUAGCACGUCAAUUGUACGUAAUUCUUUCUGAAAUCCUGCAGGAUUUUCAGUGGUAAAAAAACGCCUCUGUGUGGUUUUAAUGUGUCAAAGAUCUUAGCAUUUUUACUCUUAUAAUACGGUAUAUAACGUGAUAUUGGGGACCCACUUGCCUAUUGGAUGUGAUGUGUAGCCACUCCAGUAUUUCAAAUUUGUUUACUUUUUAAAAACCGCCUUAAUGUCAGGAAGAAAAAAAACAUUGGUCAACCGAGAGUUUUUAGAUAGUUUCAUUCAGAAAGCACUUGAACCAUUUUACAAAGGAAUCUAUGUAACAUGGUAAUUAAACACAUACAAAUGAUUACAAUUUUGUGUAAUAUUGUUGAAAGCAUUUUUCUAUUUUGUCUACAAUGUGCCUGAAAUAAUGAACUUUAUCUACUGCUGCCUAAACACGUCAAAGCCUUUUUGCUACAGACCUCGAAACGACAAGAAUCUUUCACUCGUUGCAUCCCUGUAAAUACAUUUUUAAAUA